Durusdinium trenchii is the source of this 507-nucleotide messenger RNA. The record is from the annotation of a GenBank genome assembly. Lineage: Eukaryota; Dinophyceae; Suessiales; Symbiodiniaceae.
AUGGCGCCAGCAGCAAAUGCGGCAUGUGCAUCAUCUUUGUUCAGGAUCGCAGCAGCUCAGGAUGGGGAAGCACGAAUGCUGGACGAGCUUGUGGAGAAGAUCCGUCCAAUGGUCUCCAGCGAUUUGGAUGUGGCCGUCCGCAAGUCGCGGCGAAAGGCUCAAGAGCUUCAAGAGGAGAGAAUUGUACAGAGAGGAGUCAAAAUCCACAGCAACAAACUAGGAAAAGAUGGGGAUCGGACCAAGUGGCUUCUACAACUGCGGCCCAACGUCCAUGCCGUGAGCCUCCAGCCAUUUUCGCUGCACCCGGGCGAGAACGAAUUUUUGCUGCCGCCCAACAUGGAGUUCCGAGUGAAGUCGGUCAUUGAUUUGGGGCAUGGACUGACUGAAGUGCAGUGCGAGCAAAUCGAAGAGCUCGACCCCCUCAUGGACUUUUCCGAGGGCCUCCCGCAGGGCCUCCCGCAGGGCCUCCAGCCCCUCCAUGCGCCAAGCCUUGUGCCCUUGGCCUAA